Molecule: messenger RNA, 2790 nt
Organism: Chara braunii
Lineage: Eukaryota; Viridiplantae; Streptophyta; Charophyceae; Charales; Characeae
Source: the annotation of a GenBank genome assembly
CCAGAAUGUCAUAUAACAAGAUCAAAAUGUCGAGGACCAAAGGUCACCAAUGUCGGAGAUAACCGAGUCCAGAUGUAACCGGUGCCCAACUGUGAUGCAGCCGAGUGUCAACCUCAACAAUCUCCAAGUCUCCAAUCAGACUACGUCAGCAGGCCACAUCAGCAGACCACGUCAGCAGGCCACAUCAGCAGGCAACUUCAGCAGGCAACGUCAGCAGGCAACGUCAGCAGGCCACGUCAGCCGACAGCAGUGCCACGUCAGCAGCAGGGAGUACCACGCCAGCAGCCCCCCGGCCUGGUCUAUGCUCACGCGCUCGCAAACAGCCGUCAUGGACCAGAUGUCCGGGGAAACGGACGAGGCCUAUCAGGCCCGGAUGCUGCUUCUAAUUACCGAAGCUAAGCAACGGUCGGAUGCAGUAGCAACCGCAUCAAAGAAGAAGGCAGAGGACGCCGAGAAGGCACGUCUGUUGGCAAUCGAACAGCAGCGCCAGCACGACGAGGCAGCAGCAAAGGCUGCAGAUGAAGAACGAAUUCAACGACGCGAGAAGAUAUUCAGCGGAGAGCGAGCUUUGCUCACAAUGUCAGUGGACUGGCGGGCCGAGGCCGAGAAUGGCAAGAGGGAAGAGAGUGAAAACAAGAUCGCUCAACUCCUCUCCCAUCUCACGGACCUCCUGGCAACGUGCACUACACAGCAGGAGGAUAUCCACAGCCUCGACGACGUGUUAGCUCAAGUCAGCAGCCGCCUACAGCAGCUGAAGCAACGACCCAUCGCUGCCCCCGAUGCCAGCUCUUCCAACACCUCCAAUCGCCUCGAGGCAUUGGAGAUUGAUGUCGGAUCCCUCAAGGACGGCGUGCAGUUACAGCGAACCGCAACGCAACAGUUGGAGCAGAGGAUCUGUACUGCCGCCACCCACUCGAGCUCGGAGCCGCGCGAGACGACUCCAAGGUUCGAUGAUCAGGAGAUCUUCUUCGACUCGAAAGACGGACCCGAUUCCAUGGUUCCGCAAGUUCGAGCUCAAGUUGCAGCUCCACCACGUCGGCGAACACAAGCACCAGACUACGGAGUGGUGGCUGCCGACUUGCAUACCAAGAUCAGCUGGGAUGAUCUAAAGGGGGCGUGGCAUACGCGGUUCCAAGUAGAGCUGCCAGAGAUCAAGGCGAUGGACAAGCUGAUGACCUUUGAACAAGGCACGCUGCCGAGUGUUGACUGGAUUGCCGAGUACCAACGCUUCACAUCCGUCCCAGACCUUCAAAUGGGCUUCAAGGCCGUCAAACACUACUUCAUCUCGAGGUCGUGUUUGGCAUUGGGCAAUGCCUUGACUCACGUCGAGGACACCCUGACGACAACGGCGGAGCUCUUCGACAAGUCCGCGCAGAUUAUUGUCACGAACAGGAUCUUUAUCCGACCAAACGAUCGCUAUAAAUCCACGUUCAAAACGCGAUAUGGGCAUUUUGAGUGGGUGGUCAUGCCUUUUGACCUCACCAACGCCCCGACGGCCUUUCAAGCGGCAAUGGCCAACGAGUUCAGUGCGAUGUUGGACCGGUUCGUGCUGGUCUACUUAGACGAUAUUCUCGUCUAUAGCCGGACAUUGGAGGAUCAUCUUGGGCACCUUCGACGAGUGUUGGAGACGCUCCGCCGCGCCAAGUACAAGGCCAACCGUGACAAGAGCGAAUUUGUUCGACAAGAGUUGGAAUACUUGGGCCGUUUUGUCACACCGGAGGACAUCAGUCCGGAACCGAUUGCCAUGAACAUUACCGGGUCGUUUCCCAAGCACAAGACCGGAGUGGAUGGGAUUCUCUCGGUGGUCGACCGACUCACCAAGUUUGCCAUGUUUUUGCCUUGCCGCUAUCAUGCCAAGGCACCGGAGUCGGCCGAGGUUCUUUACGCCGGUUGGAUUCGAACCAAAGGUUACCCCAAGCAAAUCGUCUGCGACCGCGACACUCGGUUCAUGUCCGAUUUUUGGUUGGCGCUCAUCAAACGAUGGGGCUCAUCUCUCAAGCUAAGUUCAGCUCGCCACCCCCAAACCGAUGGCCAAACGGAGAGGACGCAUCAGACCGCACAGGUUCUCCUUCGCACUCUCAUCCACCCCGACGAGAAGGAUUGGGUUGAGCGGCUGCCGGAUGUCAAGUUGGCCUACAACUCGUCCAUCCACCCGGCUAUCGGGAUGUCGCCCUUCGAGUUUGAGCACGGCUCGCCGAUCACUUCGCCGUUGGACACAAUCAUUCAACGAACGGCCGAGAGCGACGACCAUCUUCCUUUCUUGAAUCGGAUGCAAGAGCUACUUGUGAAGGCACGCGACCAGAUGGCCAAGACGCAACAACGCAUGAGCCAACAAGCCAAUCGCCAGCGUCUUCCUUUCCCCUUUCGCGUCGGCGAUCAAGUUUGGGUUUCCGUCGCGGAAUUCAGCCUUGAACAAGAUAUCUCUCGCAAGCUUCUCCCGAAAUGGAUGGGGCCCUGGCCGAUCGUGGCACCAGUUGGGGAUGCACCCGAGGGACCUUCCUUCACUAUUCAGGUGCCCGCCCACUUGCCAGUCUACCCGGUCUUUCAUUGCUCCAAGCUGGUUCUUUACACACCAGUGGAACAUGACGAUUUUCCCGGACGACGAUCGCAAGACCCACCCUCUAUGGAUGGUUUUCAAGAGGUCGGCGACAUCAUCUCCCAGCAGCCUACGACAACAGGCCAACCGAGUACUUGGUACACUUUGCGUACUGCAGUCACAAAGUUGACCGUUAGUUGAUCCGUGCGGAACUCCAAGCAAAAGCUCCAGAUGUUCUCGCACGCUACGAACGC